AUGGAAGAUUCCCGCUUUUCUCGUCUCUUGAAAGAUCCCAGGUUCGUCCGACCUAAAAAAAAGCAGUCUAAAGUAUCAAUAGAUAAUAGAUUUAAAGAAAUGUUUACUGACGAGCAAUUCACGGGCAAAUCUGCCUGCAAAGUAGAUAAAUUUGGUCGCCUGAUUAGCGAAAAAGAGGCAGCACAAAAUUCCACCAAUGCUGUCAAGUCGUUAAAAAGGUUCUACAAUUUGGAGGAGGAAGAUUUUGAUCCCAAAAAUAUCUCUUCUAAAGAAAACGACGAUGGCGAAAGCGUAGCCAAUGGUGGUGUGCCCAUGUGCCAGGAAAGCAUCCAUUCCUCCAAUUCAUCAUCCGAAGAUGAGCAGGAACACUCUUACUCUUGCAAUCCAGCAGCAAUUGAUCACGAAACCAUUACAAUUGGAGAUGCAACUGCUCGCCUGGCAUUUGUGAAUUUAGAUUGGGAUAACAUCCAAGCACAGGAUAUCUACCAACUAGCAUAUAGCUUUAAGCCGCCUCUUGGGCAAAUUUUGUCUGCCAAGAUUUACUAUUCCUCGUUUGGAAAAGAAAGGAUCGCUCAAGAAUCGCUGUAUGGCCCUCCUUCAAAUAUUUUCAAGCCAUUGGAUCCCAACAAGGACAAGGAGGACUAUUCUCAAAAUUAUUCCGAAUCUGAUGAAGAAGUCCCUGUGGUAGCGGAAGAAGAAGAAGAAGAAGUUUUUUAUUCCGGAUCGGAUGCUGAGGGCAUUUUACAUGAUGUGACAUCGGAUUUUGAAGAACAAGAAGAAGAAGAAGAAACUUUCAAAGAUAUUGACACGUCCCUGCCCAAUGGUGCCGAUGCAGGCGAUGGCGACUUAACCGGCGAGUCUGAUUGUGGCCAAAAUGAACUUUUACCUUGUGUUGCCUCACGGGAAGCCCGUGAGACGAAUACAUUAAGCAAUCAAGCGGACGAUACGGCCAAUGUUGUUUCUUACGAUUCAAGCGAUUUAUUUGUAACGGAAAAAACAUUUGAAGAUUUUGAUGAAGAAGCCUUGAGAAAGUAUCAGCUGGAACGUCUCCGAUAUUGCUUUGCUAUCGUUGAGACAGAUAGUGUCGAAACGGCCGAAGCCAUCUACUCCGGCUGCGACGGACAGGAAUUCGAAAAAACAUGCAACAUUCUCGAUAUUAGAUAUGUUCCUGAUGGACAGGAGUUUUGCGAAAAAGACAUCAUCAUCAAGGGCGGAGUUAGUACGAGUCCCAUUGAUAAGUAUUCGCCCAUCGACUUUACGACCCUUUCGCUGAUGCACUCAAAGGUAUCUCUUACCUGGGACGCCAAUGACUUGCGCCGAUCUAAACUUACAAAGGCCAGAUUUUCCCAAGAUGCCCUAGACGAUAUGGACUUUAAAGCAUAUCUUGCAUCCUCUGAUGAUGAAGGGUCAGAAGAAGAAGAAGAAGAGCAAGGAACAGAAAAUCAUUGUGGCCACAAAAAAGAAAAAUCCAUCAAAGAAAUUCUUUCUGUUUACAAAAAACUUGCUAAUAGCCAGAGUCAGACAAACCCUUACAAUGUAAAGUCUGCAAAAAAUUUGUUUGAAGACGAAAAAGGGGAAAUGUUUGAUGUCGGAAAAGAGGCGAGCGACAUCGAUAUGGAAAUGACCUUCUUACAAGAAGAUGACCAAGAUGAUCUUGAAAAAGAAAAGGUGGUGGAGACCGUUUUUCAAAGUCAGCUUCGAAAAGAAAAGGAGAAAAGAGAUCAGAAGCGUGCAAAAAGAAAGGGGUUGCAUGCUGAUCAUGUGGCUGCAAGCAAAGAGGACAAAUCUCUUUCGCUGCUGGUGGAUGAGCACAAUGACUCUGACGGCGAAAAUGCUCACUUCAAUAUGGACAAAAUCAUGAAAAGAGAAAGGGAUUUGCUCAAGAAAAAACAUCACAAAAACGAAUCGAUUCCAAAAGACUCGUUUCAAAUCCAGCUGGAUGACCCACGGUUUGCAGAUAUAUAUUCGGCCUAUGAAUACUCCAUCGAUCCAUCACAUCCUGGCUUCAAAAAUACCUCUUCAAUGAGAAAGCUACUUGCUUCAAAGAGGGCCAAACAGCCCAAAAUAGAUCCGAGGUGA
Molecule: messenger RNA, 2079 nt
Organism: Mitosporidium daphniae
Lineage: Eukaryota; Fungi; Microsporidia
Product: putative pre-rRNA-processing protein Esf1
Exons: 1
Coding region: 1-2079 (692 amino acids)
Biological process (GO): rRNA processing
Cellular component (GO): nucleus
Molecular function (GO): RNA binding
Source: RefSeq, a predicted model, not a curated record